Dunckerocampus dactyliophorus (ringed pipefish) is the source of this 7176-nucleotide messenger RNA. It is a transcript of the gene lyn, whose product is annotated as LYN proto-oncogene, Src family tyrosine kinase. The transcript is spliced from 13 exons. Gene Ontology annotation, molecular function: signaling receptor binding; ATP binding; non-membrane spanning protein tyrosine kinase activity. The record is from RefSeq and is a predicted model, not a curated record. The coding region runs from base 4113 to 5588 and encodes 491 amino acids. NCBI's taxonomy places the organism in Eukaryota, Metazoa, Chordata, Actinopteri, Syngnathiformes, Syngnathidae. Gene Ontology annotation, cellular component: extrinsic component of cytoplasmic side of plasma membrane. Gene Ontology annotation, biological process: cell surface receptor protein tyrosine kinase signaling pathway; innate immune response; cell differentiation.
AGUCCUACUUACCACGGUCUGGAACCAAUUAACUGUAGUCCAUCCGGCCUCAAAUCAUUGAUGAGUGGCGAGUAUUUAGCAUACUAAGAGGAGGGUUCUGGAAAACAGUCAUUUUAUUGCAAAAGUGUCCAGCCGUGUGCCAAAACUCAACAUUUUAAUGGAUGAAUCGCUCACUUGCUGGUUUUUGCGGGGAUCUCCUGUACAUGUAUGAAUUACGAGAGACAUUUAGCGAAGACCAGGCUCCUGUUUUCACAGUUGUAAGGUAAAUAUGCUAAUGCCAGUGGGUGCUCACUUCAUACCACAGUGUAGUUUGACUUCUAACUUUUGCCACAUAUCCAAAUGAGCGCAUUUCCCCAAAUACGUACAUCUUCCUAUAUUGUAGAUAAUGAUGCAAUACGGUGUGGAGCUUCCAGUAAGUAUGCUACCGUGUUUGUGUGAAAGUGUCUAUUUCUUACACAGAGCUGAACGACAUACGGCAUCCCUGAUGUGACCAGUAAUAAUGGACAUAUCCCACGCAUGAAGGAACAUCCUGCACGUAUUACUCCUUCUGCAAUCAGGGUUUUCCCCCCAUUUGCACACUGCUACCAUGUGACCGUAGUGACAACACUGUGUAAAGCCGGCUGUUUAUAAAUCAGCUUGUAGGAAUGUGAGGCGCAUGAGUUAGAUAGUUGUCUAACUGUACGUACUUUCUGUGACCUAUUUUCUACUCGCCCUGCUAAUCCAAGUCAAAUAAAUGGCUGAUGACGUCUGACGCCGUUGUCUGUCUAUCAUCAGCAAGUUAAAGCUAGUUUAGCGUUCCACACUAAAAGUCGCAUUACAAAGACGAAAAAACACACACACACACUCCUGGUCAAGAUGUUAAGAGCAGUUGAGAAAUUGCAAGAACGGACAUUUUUGCAGUGUUGGAUUUUAGGGAGUUUUCUAAGUAGAGCUUCAAAAUGCAAAAAGAAGAAAUGAGGGAGAGACAAACAUUUUUGAGUAAGCAAUUUAUUGCAAACCGGCGUUAAUGUGAGACAGGCUGAUCAAAAGAUCCAAAGAGCACGGACUCAUUCAGCUCGUUCAAUCCCAGGCAUUUUUCAAAAGACAACCCCUUCAAUAGCAGCCUUUUUAGACCAUUUUGACUGAUUCAAGGCACACAUUAUAUUGUGUUUAAUGGUAUAUAAACAUGGAACCUACCAAAAGAAACAUUGGAAUCCUGCCUUUCAUCAGGGAAAAAAGUUUGUUUCUAGCUUUUUAGUAAUCAGCAGUAGAACAGAGGUAGGUUUCAGGAAAAUAUCAGUUCCAAACUAAAAAAAAAAAAGAAAAAAAAAGGGAGAAAAACAGCUUUUUGUGAAAAGAUACAUUCCAACCAUAACUUAAUAUCUAAACAACGAUACCAACAUAAACAACACACAAAAUGGUUGUUUUAUGUCCAAAUAACUAUUUACAAAUAUAACAUUUUCACAUUUGGAAGUGAACCAUGUGUGUGCACACGUUAGAAUUUCUGCAUAACCUUCUGCACACUACACUCUUCCCAUCUCUCUUACUUCCUUCUCCCUGUCACGUGUGAUUUUUCCAAUCUAUGAUCCAUGCCGAGCUCUUACCAAAUGCACUUCUGCCACCUUUGGCCGUUUUUAUGGCUUAAAAUUGCGCUGAAGUGAAAUGCAUGAGUGGAGAGUUGUGUCAUCACCUCUUUUUGCCUCUCACGCAAUAAAAACGUAAAAUAAAUAAAUCCGUUUUUGGGAUCAGGCGUUCGGGAUUAUAAAAGCGUCUUUGUAUCGAGUGAGUUAAAAGGCUAAAUGUUGUCAAAAAUGUGUCAGGUAUUCACACUGCCAUGGUCUCUUGAUGGCAAAGGCAAAAAAGCUUUCUCUCUUUGAAUGCAGUAAGACGGUCAUUUCAAACCUCUUCAAACAUCCUGAGACUCAUGGAACAAAAGAGUCAAGAGGUAGACCCAAAGAAAUGAGCCGGAAGAUCCCAUUGGCUGUCUACACAAGACACGGGACCAUCCUUGGCCCAAAAGAAGGUUGUUACUGGUGCCGAGUGCAGUCCGACAACGAUCAGAGGCCAUCUGCCAGAGAAGGAACAACAUCUUCAAAGGCCUUGUCUCCUUCAACGUUGGGAAUUUGCAGGAGAGCACCAAACAUGGGACAUGAAAGGUGGAAGAAAGUUUUAUUCUCCAUUAAUGGUCCUGAGGGUUCCAAUGUUACUGGCCUGACAAGGAGAUCCCAUCUGAGAUGUUUUCCACCAUCAUGACCCUUCAAUGGAACAAUGGAGCUUUAGGUUGCGCAGGGGCGUCAAACGGUAGACGGCUAUGUGGAUACGUCGCGGGGGGCAUCCUUCAUGACUGAAGGCCCUCAUCUGUGUGCUAACGACUGGCUUUUUCAACAGGACAACACUGCACUUCACAAAGGACUUCUUCCUCGCUCUUUUGGACCAUCCUGCGUGUUCCCCUCAUCUAAACCCAAUGGAGAACAUUUGGGGAUGGAUUUACAAAAAUGGACAUGAGUUCCAGACAGUGGAUGCCCUCCGUGAAGCCAUCUUCACCACCUGGAGCAACAUUCCCACGAGGCUCCUGGAACACUUAUCAAGCAUGCCCAACCCAUUUUUGAGCAUUUGAUGUCUAUUUUAGGGGGGUUUGUUUUUUUUUUUAGCUAUGGUCUUAAACUUUUGAUCAGCUGAUGAACAGCCUGUUUCGCUUUAAUGCUUGUUCGCAAUAAAUUGCUUACUCAAAAAUGUUUUUGUCUCUAUCUCAAAAAAAAAAAAAGAAAUCUAAGGAUGCAGGCGCCAUUUUGAUAUCCUGUAGAUACACUAAAGAGUUUUACAUAUUUAAAGAAAAAACAGCCUGCAUCUCAGCUUUGUGGUAUAGGUGAAAACAUGUAUUAUUCAACUUUGGUUCCUACCAUUACAAUUGUUUGCUCUUUCUAGUUCUUCUUCUUUUUUUUUUACAUUUUCCAAAUAUUUCAAAUUUCUUCUUGGAAAUGUUCUUUUUCUCAUAAUAUUAUGACUUUAUUCCCAUAAUAUUUUGCCUUUGUUUUUGUGAUAUUGUAGCUAUUUCCUAACCUGUUUUUCCAAAAAUGUGAACUUCCUCAUAAGAUUCCGACUUUCUUCUAUUAUUAUGACUUAAGGGUCCUAGUUCUUUAAAAUGUAUUUUAUUAACUCACUGCUUUUUUUUCGCUGUUGCUGUUUUAUGAGUUUUCUUGUGUAACCGUAUAUUUAGAAUGUGCCAAAAAAAAAAUAAACGAAUAAAACAAAAAAUAAAAUAAAAUGUAAAAAAUCAAAAAGAAGAAUGUGCCGUGGGCCGUGAAUGUAAACUUUGGACACCCCUGAACUACACAAUAGGACACACAACGGGCUGAAUAGGUGUCCACUAUGUUGAUGUAACACACAAAGUUACUCACAAUAGCAUAAAGAACCAAACAUACAGUGGUGUGUAAAAGUGUUUGCCCCCUUCCUGAUUUCUUUUUUUUUUUUUUGCAUGUUUGUCACGCUUAAAUGUUUCAGAUCAUCAAACAAAUGGAAAUAUUAGUCAAUGACAACACACCUGAACACAAAAUGCAGUUUUUAAAUGAAACUGUGUGUGUGGCAUGACCUUAAAAAGGCACUUGAUGCUGGAAAAGCCUCCAAUGUGGCUGAAUGACAACAAUUCUGCUAAAUUCCUCCCCAGCGCUGGAAGAGACUCACUGCAACUUAUGGCAUUUGUUUGAUGAUCUGAAACAUUGAAGUGUGACAAACAAGAAUCACCUUCUGACAUCACUGUGUGUUAGCAUACACAUGAAGUCAAAAGGCCACAUAUUGAUAGUAAUGUGGCCUCCACAGUGCGUCUGCAUGCUUUCCCUGUGUGUGUAUAUAUGGUACUGUAUGUAAGCAUGUGUGUGCGUUGCUGAUUAUGCAAAUAAUCAUUAGACAAUUGGACCAGGAAGUUUCAAUGAGGAAGAAAAAUACCCUGCCAGUUUUUGUGGAGUUCCUUAUUCUGGGGGCUGACCCGCCUGUCAGGACCAACACCAGCGGUGCAGCAAGUGGGCCGGCCAGGUGGGAAACUCACACGGGAAACCCGACGACCCGCGAGCGCGUUCAGGGCGGAUUAACGGCUUGCUCACACAUCGAGAGAUCUCUCACUUCCUCAUGCAGACGUCAUGGGCUGCAUCGAGUCCACACUGAGCCGAAGGCUGGGGGAGUCUGUCCAGGAGAAGAUGGGCCAGCGCACGAAUAACUCCCUGUUGCCUGGUCAGGUGUUUCAGAAGAUUGAGGCGCAAAGCAAGAUUGGAAAAACAGUGGUGGGCCUUUACCCGUAUGAAGCUGUUCACCCCGACGACCUUGGAUUCAAGAAAGGAGAAAAGAUGACAAUCCUGGAGGAACACGGCGAAUGGUGGAAAGCAAAGCUGCUGACAUCUGACAAACAGGGCUUCAUCCCGUCCAAUUACGUCGCCCAAACAGACACCAUGGAAACUGAGCAGUGGUUUUUCAAGGACAUCACAAGAAAGGAUGCCGAGAGGCAGUUGCUGGCGCCAGCAAACAAACCCGGGGCCUUUCUUAUCAGGGAAAGUGAAACUUCAAGAGGGAGCUACUCGUUGUCCAUCCGAGAUUUGGACGUUGACGAGACAGAAUCAGUCAAACACUAUAAGAUCAGGAUGCUGGAUAACGGCGGUUUCUACAUCUCGCCAAAGAUCUCCUUCCCUGACGUCAACAGUAUGAUCAAACACUACCACAACAAAGCAGACGGCCUGUGUCGUAAACUGGACCGUCCAUGUGUGAAGCCCAAAGCUCAGAAGCCGUGGGAUAAAGAUGCCUGGGAGAUUUCCAAAGAGUCCAUUAAGAUGGUGAAGAAGCUCGGAGCAGGCCAGUUUGGAGAAGUCUGGAUGGCUUACUACAACAGCACAACCAAAGUGGCGGUGAAGACGCUGAAGCCGGGCACCAUGACGGUGGAAGCCUUCAUGGAGGAGGCAAACGUCAUGAAGACUCUGCAGCAUGACAGACUCGUGCGUCUCUACGCCGUGGUGACCAAGACACAGCCCAUAUACAUCAUCACUGAAUUCAUGGCAAACGGGAGCCUACUAGACUUCCUGAAGAGUGAUGCGGGGUGCAAAUUGCAACUGCCCAAGCUCAUUGAUUUCUCCGCACAGAUUGCAGAAGGCAUGGCGUACAUAGAGAAGAAGAACUACAUCCACAGAGACCUAAGAGCAGCAAAUGUUCUCGUGUCAGAGAGUCUGCUGUGUAAAAUUGCAGACUUUGGCCUGGCAAGAGUCAUAAGUGAUGAUGAGUACACUGCCAGGGAGGGAACCAAGUUCCCCAUCAAGUGGACCGCUCCCGAGGCCAUCAGCUACAGCUCCUUCACAAUCAAAUCGGACAUGUGGUCCUUUGGGGUUCUGCUCUACGAGAUUAUUACCUUUGGUAAAAUGCCGUACCCAGGUAUGACAAAAGCGGAGGUGAUGUCCUCGGUGCAGCAUGGCUACCGGAUGCCCUGCCCCCAAAACUGUCCGUCGGAAGUGUACACCAUCAUGAUGUCCUGCUGGAAGAGCAAGCCGGAUGACAGGCCCACCUUCGACUACAUGCAGAGUGUCCUGGACGACUAUUAUACUUCCACGGAGGGACAGUACCAGCACCAACCGUAGACAAAGACAGCAAAUAUAGCAAUAUCAUGUGUAGUGUAUUAUAUGUAAAAGUACAAGUACAAGUACAGGAUGUAUAAGUACAUUAACUUGAAUAUAAGCAUGUGUGAUACUUGUCUUUGUUGAGUACCCCUGAGUCAGUGGAACUUGAGUCUUGAAAGACCAUGAGUCAAUGAAACUCAAGUCUUCAUCGAGCACCCAUGAGUCAGUGAUACUCGAGUCUUUGUUGAGUAUCCAUGAGUAGAGUGUAAAUCGAGCCGUUGUCGAGCACCCGUGAGUCAGUGAAACUCGAGUCUUCAAAGAGUGCUCGUGAGUCAGUGAAACUUGAGUCUUCAUAGAGCACCCAUGAGUCGGUGAAACUAAAGUCUUUGUCAAGCACCCGUGAGUCAGUAAAACUCAAGUCUUCAAAGCGUCCUCAUGAAACUUGAGUCUUCAAAUAGUACCCGUGAGUCAGUGAAACUUGAGUCCUCAUAGCGUGCCCAUGAGUCAGUGAAACUCGAGUCUUCAUCGAGCACUCGAGUCAGUGAUACGCGUGGCUUUGUUGAGUACCCAUUAGUAGAGUGAAAAUAGAGUCUUUGUUGACCACAUGUGAGUCAGCGAAACUCGAGUUAUCGUCAAGCACCCAUGAGUUGGUGAAAUUUGAAUCUUCAAAAAGUACCUGUGAGUUAAUGAAACUUGAGUCUUUGAUGAGCACCCAUGAGUCCAUGAAACUCAAGUCUUCGUCGAGCACCCACCCCGUGAGUCAGUGAAACUUGAGUGUUCGAAGAGCACAUGUGAGUCAGCAAAACUCCAGUCUUCGUGGAGCACUCGUGAGACAGUAACACUCGAGUCUUUGUCGAGCAUCCACCCGUGAGUCAGUGAAACUUGAGUCUUCAAAGAGCACACAUGAGUCAGUGAAAGUGGAGGUUUCAAAGAAAACACGUGAGUCAGUCAUACUUUAGUCUGUAUCGAGCACCCGUGAGUCGGUGAAAGUCGUGGGCUGAGCGAGUGAAUUGUUCAUUUUGUGGAGUCUGUGACGCAGCUCGGGUAGGAAGGAGAAAAGAGAGGUGAUUUGAGGCAAGGAGCUGAUCUGUUGCUUUUUCCACGAGGCCAAUACAUUUCUACAAAUACAGUCGAAGUAACAGUUGCGCCCUUAGCGACAUGUUGACUGCUUUCCUGUUUUUAAUUCAGCUAGCGGUGGGAGUAAGUGAAGGGGUUAACGGAGAUGAGUACCAUGAGUCCCGGACAAGUGAAAACUCGCACCUUUUGAACGAUUUGUUCAAACGCUCCAUUUGUCAUUGGCUCUUCAAGAGUAUGCUUCAUAUUGAAGUACUUCACUUUCCCUUUUUAAAACUUUGUAAACCAACACCGUCCCGUUUGUUUCUAGUAGCAAAGUACUUAUAGUUACAGUAUAUCAAGUAUGUGAUGAUUUGGAUACAAUUUUGUUGACCAAUAUAUGUCCUUGUUUCUGAUGAUGUUUUAUAUUUAUCUUUUUUUUAAUCUUAAUGUAAAGAUCAUAUCGUUGUUUGUAAAAUCACUGACAAUUGCCUGUUAAUGUUUUUUAUUUAUUGUCCCCAACCAACAUCUAUUAUUGAUUGAUUUGAUUGGAGAC